Messenger RNA from Gorilla gorilla gorilla (western lowland gorilla), 3532 nucleotides. Its product is annotated as RNA-binding motif protein, Y chromosome, family 1 member F/J-like. The transcript has 9 exons. Gene Ontology annotation, molecular function: RNA binding. The coding region runs from base 1985 to 3256 and encodes 423 amino acids. The record is from RefSeq and is a predicted model, not a curated record. NCBI's taxonomy places the organism in Eukaryota, Metazoa, Chordata, Mammalia, Primates, Hominidae.
UCUCAGGGUAGCUCCAGCUGUCCUUCCCGCAGUUGGCCCUGUGGUGUUCCGAAGCCGGUUACGUACGGCCUGAGGGCCAGGCGAACCUCAGGCUCUUUGUCCUACUAAAAAGCGCAGGUAUUUUCUGUUUCUCUGCACAGCUGGGUCUCUCGGCAAGAAUAGAAAGCAAAGGUUUGGGAUUUUGUCUAUAAAAGGGGAUGGGUUUUGUAUGUGUGGCUGUUGAAUUACGGGAGGAGUCACUAGGGAAAGAACUCCUCAGUGCUAUUAAGAGACUCACUUUCGUUAAACUCAUUGAUUUUUCCUGAGGAUUCUACCUUUAACUGCCUAAUAUGUCCGACUAGUUGUGGGAGAUGGUGCUAAGGCGCCAUUGUUUUCAUGUGCACUUUUUAUUAAAGUGGGUUUUCUCUGUGAAUGUGGUCAUCAUUCAGAAUACAGGCGAUACACUUAACCACUGCGAUUAAAAAGUCACACUUUUAGUUAGCACAUGUCGCGUGUCUGAUUUGCUUGGAAGAAAUUAUCAACUUUUGACAUAAAUUGUGUUACUUUAGUGUAUGUGGAAAUAUGGGGCCAUAAAUAAUCUCAGUUUCAGUUUGCCUCUGUAAAGGCUGUAAUUGUCUCCUUCGUUGUAUGACAGUAUUUGAAAGAUGUUUCAUGUAUCUUUGGCACCGUAAAUAAUUUAAACCGAAUAAGUGGGUGUAAUGGAGAUAAAUGGAGUUAGAUAGCCGAAAACUGGAACAAAAUAGAUGCGCUUAAGUUAUUCUGUUAACCUGGCACACUGCCUUACUCCUGUAAUCCUAGCAUUUUGGAAAGUGGAGGUCGGAGGAUGGCUUGAAGUCAGGAGUUUGAGACCAGCCUGGGUAACGUAAUGGACUCUUUCAUUGCUAUUUUCGCAUCAGGGACUGGUUUAGUGGAAGCCAGUUUUUCCUCAGACAAAGGUUGCGCAGGGGAAGAAGGCGGCGAGGUGGACAGGUUUGGGAGUGGGGGCUGGCGGCAGGUCUCCGAGGGGCACGUGGUGGGGCGGGUCUUCCGGUAGGAGCAAUGUGACAGAGGCCAGGUGGGGCAGUGAGGCUGUCACGGGGACAGGGAGGGCCAGCGAGGGAGUAGGGAGGAUGGUUUCCGGAUAAAACUGUACCACGUCAGGUCAUCCUCAGGCCUUACAUUCUCCACAGACAGGUAUUACAUGUCAUCCUCCGGCAUCACAUUCAGGCCACAGAUAGGUACGGGUUGAAGGCUAGGGUUUGGGGAUCUUUGACCUAUUGUAUAUUUCAAAUCACUAAAAGAUGGUAAAAUAUUUAAAAUAUUCUCCUCCUAGAACAUUUUCAGUAGCUUGAUUUCAUCUCUUAUCCAAAUAUCAUGCUGAGUGUGGUGAGUCACCCUCGAAAUCCCAUCACUUUGGUAGUCCCAAGCCGGCAGAACACUUGAGCCGAAGAUUUGGAGACUAGCUCGGGCAAUAUGAGGAAACCGUUGUCUAUUUUUAAAAAUACAAAAAAAUUUCCCAGCUGUGGUAGAAAGCACCUGUAGUACUAGCUACUUGGGAAGCCGAGAUGUAGGAAGAUCAGUUGAGGCUGGGUGGAAGAGCCUGCAGCGAGCAGUUCACUUUGGCCACAGGAGACAUACAUCUCAAGAAAGCAAAUAUGCAAAACAUCACACUGUACCUCAUACAUAGAUUGUUUUCAAAUAAAAUUAUUUAAAUGGGGACAUUCUUCAUAUUGCAACUUAGGAAAAUUACAAUAGCUUUUCUUAUCUAAUUUUUAGAAAUGAGAUUUUGUCAGGUACAUACUAAAAUGCAGCAUGUGUCCAUGAAGUUAGUGCCCCUUUGCUCUGAGUGUUACAAAUUUUACAUAUUUAAAGUCAGAAAUACUAAAAAGAUGUCAGCCUCGGGAAGGGAAUUUUACUUGGGUUUUCAGCACAGUAUGUAAUAAAAUUUUAUCUUUUUAGCUUAUUUACAUCUAAAUAUAGAUAAUGUUUUACCAUUUACAGCACAAUGGUAGAAGCAGAUCAUCCUGCCAAGCUUUUCAUUGGUGGCCUCAAUAGAGAAACCAAUGAGAAGAUGCUUAAAGCAGUAUUUGGGAAACAUGGUCCCAUAUCAGAAGUUCUUUUGAUAAAGGAUCAAACCAGCAAAUCCAGAGGUUUUGCAUUUAUUACUUUUGAGAACCCUGCAGAUGCUAAGAAUGCUGCCAAAGAUAUGAAUGGAAAGUCUUUGGAUGGAAAAGCAAUAAAAGUAGAACAAGCCAAGAAACCAUCUUUUCAAAGUGGUGGUAGGCGGAGACCACCAGCUUCUUUGAGAAACAGAAGCCCUUCAGGAAGUCUGAGAUCUGCAAGAGCAAGCAGUGGAGGAAAAAGAGGGUGGCUUCCCUCACAUGAAGGACACCUGGAUGAUGGUGGAUACACUCCUGAUCUCAAGAUGAGUUAUUCUAGGGGACUCAUUCCAGUUAAAAGAGGUCCAUCUUCAAGAAGUGGAGGUCCUCCUCCGAAAAAAUCUACUCCUUCUGCUGUGGCAAGAAGCAGUAGAUGGAUGGGAAGCCAAGGUCCCAUGUCACAAAGAAGAGAGAAUUAUGGAGUUCCUCCACGCAGAGGGACAAUAUCUUCCUGGAAAAAUGAUCGCAUGUCACCAAGAGAUGAUGGUCAUGCAACUAACGAUGGAAAUCAUCGAAGUUCCCAAGAAACUAGGGAUUAUGCUCCACCAUCUAGAGGCCAUGCAUACUGUGAUUAUGGUCAUUCUCGACGGUAUGAAAGUUAUUCUAGAGGAUAUAGAAAUCAUCCAAGUUCCCGAGAAACCAGGGAUUAUACUCCACCACCUAGAGACUAUGCAUACCAUGAUUAUGGUCAUUCUAGUUGGGAUGAACAUUCCUCUAGAGGAUAUAGUUAUCAUGAUGGCUACGGUGAGGCCCUUGGUAGAGAUCAUUCUGAACAUCUAAGUGGAAGUUCUUAUAGAGAUGCAUUUCCGAGAUACGGGACCUCUCAUGGUGCACCACCUGCACGAGGACCUCGGAUGUCUUAUGGUGGAAGCACCUGCCAUGCAUAUAGUAAUACACGAGAUAGAUAUGGCAGAAGUUGGGAGAGUUACUCAAGGAGCUGUGGUGAUUUUCAUUAUUGUGAUCGUGAGCAUGUUUGCAGAAAAGACCAAAGGAAUCCGCCUUCUCUGGGUAGGGUGCUCCCUGAUCCUCCGGAAGCAUAUGGUAGCUCAAGUUAUGUGGCAUCUAUAGCAGAUGGUGGGGAGCGUCGAUCUAAAAAAGGAGACUCGAGCAGAUAUUAAAGCAAGCAUUCAAAAUAAUAGUUAUUGCAUACCAAACCUUGUUUGCAAAUCAAAAAUUGAAAUGUUAUUUCUGCAUCGUUACCUGCAUAUUACUAAAAGAAACAUGUUGGUUUUGUGGAGAGAGGUAGAUACUAACUUCCUCCAUGAAUUUUUUGAGGUAUUCAAAGGAAAAGGAAUUGUUUUCAAAGUAAUUUCAUAGUUUUUGAUGCUAUUUGAAAAGUGUUUAGAUGUAAUAUCUACCUUAAAAUUUUCACAAUAAAAUUUUACAUGUACUGC